Molecule: messenger RNA, 1151 nt
Organism: Aspergillus steynii IBT 23096
Lineage: Eukaryota; Fungi; Ascomycota; Eurotiomycetes; Eurotiales; Aspergillaceae
Product: F-box protein
Exons: 1
Coding region: 75-1064 (329 amino acids)
Molecular function (GO): protein binding
Source: RefSeq, a predicted model, not a curated record
AUCCACCUUCAUAUCAUCAACAGCUACCCAACUCCUGCCAAAUAUCACAGAAAGCACUUCUCCAUCUCAUCGAAAUGGCACAACAGCAAGCCUCAACCCUUUUCUUCAUCCCCGAGCUCAUGGAGCAAAUCCUUCUUCAUCUCGACAUGCGCACCCUAUUAACCUCUGCCCGGGUUUGUAGCUCCUGGAAUACUGUCAUUCGGGACUCCCCCAAGAUUCAAACUGCAUUAUUUUUCCGACCGAUGCCCGAAACCGAAACCCAGAAUCACCCACGCACGACGAACCCACUUAUCACGCAGAUCAUGUGGCCCCAGUUCUUUAGCACCUAUUUCAACACGGACCCACCACGAAAGAUUCAAUGGGGAGCACCAGUAUCAGCGCUAGCACCUCUCAAGGACAGACUCAUCACGGAUACAAUAAAGCCCUACCUCCGGGCAGAAGCCAGCUGGAGAAAAAUGCUGCUCAAGCAGCCCCCGACCUCGCGGAUUUGCUUUAUCGAGAAUGAAGCAUUACAAGGGACGAUUCAUUUCUACGCGGCAUGGGACCUUGGUCGAUCGAUGCGCCUCGAUGAUCUCGAGAGAUCAAUAGAAGGGGGACGGUUGAUCCCCUCAAGAGAUCCUCUUUAUCUAUACGCAGAUGCGGAGAAGCUUGCCGAUAAGAUGGAUUCCUGGUACCGGGAAGAGAAGAAGACGGCGCUUGAAGAUUUAUUCCCUGCGUGUGAUUUGAUCGUCCAUUCGGAGUCUAAUAAACUCUUUAGCUUUCCUUCUCGCCCUGAUAACGCCGACUGGCACCUGACUUAUAUUUCUGGAACUGAGUUGGAUAAUUGGAUUGAGAGCACUCGUGCUCCGAUACGGCGUUGCAGCGGCAUCGAGCCUGUGUGGACUCCUUCGAUGCGCAAGCGGCAUAAAAAACAGGCAAGAUUGAAGAAGAAACAGGAGAAAGAAGAGGCGAAAGAGAGGAGGAAGCAUACUUGUCCGAAUUGUGGUUAUUAUAACCUUUACUUUGGCUUGGACUUGGAGUUGGAUUUUGAUAUUAGUGGUAGUGAUUCUGGCUCGAGUUGCUGACUGCUUUGGCGUUUCCGGUACCUGGUGCUGCUUUCUUGGGAAUGGGUUGGACUUUUACCAGACGUCUCCGACACAGAACGAGUUCAU